UUAGCUGUAUGUGACAGAGCUGAUCAUGCUAUCAGAGCCAUGAUUGGUCAACUAACUAGUCCAGAGAGGCCUGGCAUUCAUAUCACAAUCAGUUGCAUAUAUAUUGUAGUUCAGUAUGUAACAGCUCAGGGUCUUUUUACAGUACUGCAUGCCUGUAUAAGCAACUUUCCAGGGCCCUAUUGAGCCACUCUUCAACUUUGUGUGGGUAUUCUCUUUAAAUCUUGCAUGUUUUAUAACAAAUGUGAAUUUAAUGUAACAAUGUAAGACAGAUUUUUUUUUUUUUUUUUUUUUUUUUUUUUAAACGUGUGCAUGCAUGUUAAAAUAUAAAUAUGUUUCUAGAAUAUAGAAUGUCUAAUAUGAUUGUAAGUUUGGCAUUUUUGUUGGAAUCCAAUUUAGAGUCUUAAUUAAAAUAUUAAAAUAUAUUAUCAUUGCAUUAUAGGAAAAACAUUUCAGUAAUUCUUGCAGUUUACUAUAACCAAAUUUGUGCUUUUCUACCCAGACAGCAUGAAUGCAGGGUCAAUGAGGGAAAUCACCAUGAAUCAAGAUUUUACUGAAAAUGAAAAUAUUUCCAUUCCGUCUUAUUUCUAUAUCACUGGUUUUUCUGGUAUACCUCACAUGAGAUACUAUUAUAUAUUUCUGUUUUUUGUCUACAUUAUUACUGUGCUUGGAAACUCCUGCCUCAUGUUUGUCAUCAUUAUAGACCGAAAUCUUCACACUCCUAAAUAUAUCGCUGUCUUUAAUUUAUCAUUGACAGACAUUUGUGAGAGUACCGCUGUGAUCCCUCAGCUACUGGACACAUUUUUGUUUGGGAAUCAGUUGAUCCCAUAUAGAUUGUGCAUGUCCAAUAUGUUCUCCGUUUUGUUAUUUCUCACAAUGCAGUCACUAACUCUAACUAUUUUGUCUUUUGACAGAUUAGUAGCUAUUUGUUUACCACUGAGGUAUCAUAUGAUUGUGACCCAUAGAUCAAUGCUUGUUAUAAUUAGUUCUUCAUGGACUUUAGCACUGUUGCUAACAAUCACUGCAGCAGUUUUCAUGAGCAAGCUUUCUUUCUGCAAAGUUAUUGUCACCGUUAACAGUUUCUACUGUGAUCAUGGACCUAUAUAUCGUUCUGCAUGUAACAAUAAUUUCCCAAGUUCUGUGAUUGCCAGUUUGUUCCCGGCGAUUAUCCUUGGUUUACCAGUAUUUUUUAUUAUCUUUUCAUAUACAUGUAUAGCUGUGACAUUGUUUAGAAUCACAACCCCACAAGAUCGUCAAAGAGCCACAAAGACAUGUACUGCUCAUUUAAUAUUAGUGGCUAUAUUUUAUGUACCCAUCGCGUUUACAUAUGCAUUUUGGUCCUUUAUUAACACUAACACAAGGAUCAUCAAUCUCUCUCUGACCUCUGCGCUUCCUCCAAUGCUUAACCCUAUAAUCUACACAUUCAUGACAGAAGAGUUCAUGGUGUCUGUGAAAAGAGUCCUUAAAAGAAGUUUGAUAUUCCCAUAUCGGAAAUAA
Molecule: messenger RNA, 1494 nt
Organism: Ctenopharyngodon idella (grass carp)
Lineage: Eukaryota; Metazoa; Chordata; Actinopteri; Cypriniformes; Xenocyprididae
Gene: or42b2
Product: odorant receptor, family 42, subfamily B, member 2
Exons: 1
Coding region: 505-1494 (329 amino acids)
Biological process (GO): G protein-coupled receptor signaling pathway
Cellular component (GO): membrane
Molecular function (GO): G protein-coupled receptor activity; olfactory receptor activity
Source: RefSeq, a predicted model, not a curated record